GACAGUUCAGUAAACGCAACAUGAACGGAGCAACACGGUGUGGUUAUUGAGUCCUACACAAACAUAAUAAUUGGCGAACGAGGAUGUCUGAACUCGUCUUACCACCACCGCCGCCUUUCCUACCUGUUCCUGGUGAUCCAGCUGUUCCCUGGGAUCGCUGGCUGACGUCGUUUGAGGAUUAUUUGCUGGCUUUGCGACACUCGGACCUGGCGGAGGCGAGGAAGUGCGCGCUCCUGCGCCAUUGUCACGGGCAGGAGUAUGAAGUUGGUGCUCGUCAGAGACACCUUCACCACAGCGUUGGUGAAGAACCUGAUUGUAGUUAUGGUCUGGCUCAUCCUGAGUUACAUCAACGGGAGCUUGGUUGCCACCUUUUUAAGACACCAGACAUUUUAUGAAGACCCUCGUUACAUCCUCUUCAUCCACAUGGUGAUCAAUGACGGCAUCCAGCUGACCAUCACAGUCAUACUGUUUGUCCUCAGCUACAUCUUCUACAAGAUUAACGUCUCUUUCUGCUGCUUCUUCAUCCUGGUGGCGGUCUUCACCACCAGAAACACGCCGGUCAACUUAGCUAGCAUGGCCCUUGAGCGCUAUAUUUCCAUUUGCGAGCCUUUACGGCACCCUCAAAUCUGCACAGUGCGAAGGACUUACAUUGUUAUCGGGUGGAUGUGGUUUAUAUGCGUGGCUCCGGAUAUCACAGAUCUAUUUCUUACGCUAGCAACGGAGUCCCUAAGCUUCUUUCAUGAGUCUGUGUUCUGCAUACGAGCGAAUGUGUUCAAAGACCCGAUCCUGGCAUUCAAAAGACAAGUUUUUGAUAUCAUCUACUUCUCCUGUGUGUUUUUGACUCUGGUCUUUACCUACUUGAGGGUCCUGUUUGCAGCCCGGGCCCUCUCCACGGACAAGAUAUCCGCCCAGAGAGCCAGGAACACCAUUCUGAUCCACGGGGUCCAGAUGGCCAUGUGCAUGCUCUCCUACAUCUCCCCUAGUGUGGAGAUCAUUCUGCAGCUAAUCUUCCCCAACCAAAUCUCAGAAAUCAGAUAUGCAAACUACCUAAUCGUCUACAUCCUGCCGAGGUUCCUGAGCCCAAUGAUCUAUGGUCUCAGAGACAAAAAGUUCAGGAAGUACCUCAAGAUGUACCUUGUAAGCAACAGGUGCAGGGUCAACCUGCAGACAGUGGCCCCCCUUAACAAAGAUGGCAUGUAACAGAUUACUAGCGCUGGGACGACAUGCGGUUACAUGGGCUGUAUUGAGUAUUUUUUUUGUCUUUAACAAAAACAAAAGUUUAAUAAUACACUUCUAGAGACAAUGUAUCAUGAGGUAUUUCUAAAACCCAAUUUUCUAAAAAAGAAUGCAUAUCACAUGUCAGACAGUCUGACAUUUGUAAACAUGUCUGUUUUGCAGGAAUAGAUAUGAUGUAGUCGCUGUCCGUAGUACCGUUUUAAACAGGAAAAUAAUUGAUUUUUAAAACGGUCACACCCCUACAGAUUACAUAAGGGGGGGUUAAAUAAAGAUAUUCAUUUUAUUUCUAAUGUUAUUGUGGAUUAUUGUAAAGAAAUAUAUAUCAUUAUGUACAGAGUCUAGGGGUGUCACGAUUCCGAUUUUAAAUCUGAAAUCGAUUUGAAGUGAGCCCCAGAAUUUUUUUUUCUCUCUCCACCCCUGCCUACUUGCGCACGUACAAUGAAAACAACAGACACAGUGUGGCUUACCGGCUAGUAGCAUGCAGCUAAAGACACCAGGGCAGCGUCUUGAAAGUG
Molecule: messenger RNA, 1751 nt
Organism: Sander lucioperca (pikeperch)
Lineage: Eukaryota; Metazoa; Chordata; Actinopteri; Perciformes; Percidae
Product: odorant receptor 131-2-like
Exons: 3
Coding region: 259-1200 (313 amino acids)
Biological process (GO): G protein-coupled receptor signaling pathway
Cellular component (GO): membrane
Molecular function (GO): G protein-coupled receptor activity
Source: RefSeq, a predicted model, not a curated record